AUGCACAUGCUCACAGAAUGCGAGAGGAUACUCGGUGAUGGUCUUCUCCGUUUGCCCUCGCAACACAACUACCGAUACAGCCCACAGGCUGAAAGAGACCUCUUAGAACUUCUGUUCCGGUCGCUGGUGGCACACAACGAAGAGCUGGUACAUCACUUGUUCCCUGAUGGCACACCAGCAGGUGCAUGGAAGCUAGCUGAGGCCCAGGGUGCCAGAGAAGGAGCGGAAUAUAGCGAGGCAGCGCGGGGCAAGCGAUGUGGUCACAUCUUCCGAGCGGGGGAGGCCACAUACCGAUGCGUCACCUGCGCCGCCGACGAUACCUGUGUGCUAUGCAGCCGAUGCUUCGAUUCCUCCGACCACACCGGACACCAGUAUCAGAUCUCGCUAUCUUCGGGGAACUGUGGCUGCUGUGACUGCGGCGAUGACGAGGCUUGGCGCCUCCCACUCUUCUGCGCCAUCCACACCGACAGCGACCAGGCCAAGGGGAAAGAGCGCGAACGACGAGAGCUGCCCUCAGAAUUGGUGGCCUCGGUCCGACUGACCAUCUCGCGCGUGUUGGACUAUUUCUGUGAUGUCAUUUCGUGCUCCCCGGAGCAAUUGCGCCUGCCGAAGACCAUCGAAGGUAUCAAACAAGAUGAGGAGGCAUCUCGACUACGUCCAGAUUGGUAUGGAGCGGGCGACCAAGCCGAGGAAGAGCCUGAGUUUGCGCUCAUGCUGUGGAACGAUGAGAAGCAUACCAUCCGGGAUGUCGCCCGCCAGGUCACUCGCGCUUGUCGCGAGCGGGACAGCUUCGGUGUGCACCGGGCACACGAGACAAAUGAUAUUGGACGCAGUGUGGUCAAGUGGUCGAAGGAUCUGCAUCGGCUGCUGGCCGUGUCCAAGAUCAUCGAGGAGAUCAGGGUCACCGUCACCGUGCGCUCUGCACGCGACACAUUCCGUGAGCAGAUGUGCGGGACGAUCGUGGAAUGGCUGGCCGAUAUUGCCGGAUGCAGUAUUCUCGAAGACAACGAGAUCUUCCGACAGGUCAUUUGCGAAGAAUUGCUCACUCCCUGGCGAAAGGGCAGCGGCGGCUUCAAUGCGGAUAUUGGAGCCAAGGGCAUUGAUGAUCACCAAAGGACUGAGAAUAUUACGGGCCGAACACUUAUGCUCAAUUUGCCUGUCCAUGGUCAGGUGCUUUUGGCGACUGAUGACGACGACGAUGAUGAAGAUGAUGCGGUCGACGAUACCAACGAACAGGAUGACGAUGAGGACUAUGUCGAAGCGCACGAUGAUGCGGAUGAUGAAGAUGAUGAAAUGGAAAUCGAGCUCACCCGUCUUCAGGCUGAGGCAGAGGAAGACGAAGAUAUGGAUAUGGGCAAUGACGACGAUGAACUCGCUCUGGCCGAGCGUAUUCUGGCAGGGCUUACUCGUCCACAACCGCCGUCUCCCGCCCCACCACCUGAGGCCACGGAGCAGCUACCGGCUCAACCAGAACGGGCCAGUGCUACGCCCUCUCGCGAGCUCAGUACCCAGCCAUCUGAACCUCCCGGUUACAUCCCCAUCCCCCGAACACCUUCGCUUGUACGAAAACCGUCACCUGCGAGAACGGAAGGUCACUGGCAAGUACGUCCACCCAUGCCAGCUGCAGGCGAAAAGGUUCCUCCAUACGAAGACCUCUGGCAGCGAACUCGCUUGGACUGGCUGGUUCUCUUUGAUCUGAGAUUGUGGAAGAAGACGCGUACCGAUCUGCGCGAUCUUUAUAUCAGCACCGUCGUCAAUGUUCCUCAGUUCAAGCGCAUCAUGGGUCUUCGUCUGUCCGCCCUGUAUACGGCUCUGGCUCAGCUCUAUCUCAUUGCAGAUCGUGAGCCAGAUCACUCUAUUGUCAAUCUCUCUCUGCAGCUUCUCACGACACCUUCCAUCACCGAAGAGAUUGUGCUGCGAGGAAACUUCCUCACUAAAGUCAUGGCCAUUCUAUAUACAUUCCUAACCACCAGGCAAGUUGGUGAACCGCAAGUCGUCAAUCCAAACGCCACGCUGGCAUUCGAUGCUGGCUCUGUGACCAACAGACGUCUCUUCCACUUCUUCCUAGACCUCCGCUACCUCCUGCAGUCCGAGUAUGUUCAGCAUCGUGUGCGAACCGAGGAGCAGUAUCUCCCCCAAUUCCUAGACCUAGUCAAGUUGUCUCAAGGUAUCUGCCCCAACGUGCGCGCCGUUGGUGAGCAUGUUGAAUAUGAGACCGACGCUUGGAUCAGUGCUUCAAUCCUAAUGCGGGAGAUCAACCGGCUCUGUCGACAGUUCUGUGAAUCUUUCCGCGACCCUGAGCGUGAUAACGGUCAUAAUCUUGUGAGAGCAAUCAGAACCACAACGAUGACUGCUAUUCUUCACUCCGCGGGUGUGGAGCGUAAGCGCUUCGAGCAGGCAGAAAUCAAAGAGGAAGUCAGGUUCAAAACGUUGCCACCAUUCGACUUUGAAGUUGGUCCCUCUGGUCAGGUCCCAUGUCACCGGGUGGUCGAAUUCGUUGUUGAGCGCGGGUCGAUCAGUUUCCACCAUGCCCUGCACUACACUCUGUCCUGGCUUGUGGAGUGCGGCCGCAAUGUCAACGCUGCGUUGAUGCGCAAUGUUCUCUUUGAAGCCGCCUGGUCGGCCAGGAACGAGAUUCACGCUGCCAAAAUUGCAAACAAGCCCGUUGAUGAUAACCUGCUUGCUCUCGGGCCGGAGGAUCUGCUCCUGGUCAUGUUUGACUACCCCUUGAGAGUUUGUGCUUGGUUAGCACAGAUGAAGGCCGGUAUGUGGGUUCGCAAUGGUCUCAGUCUUCGACAUCAGAUGUCGCAGUACCGCGGGGUCUCCUCCCGUGACUUUGCCUACUACCGGGACAUCUUCUUGUUGCAGACUGCGCUGGUGACGUGUGAUCCCAGCAGAGUCCUUGCAUCCAUUGCGCAUCGAUUCGGCGUGGUUGAUUGGAUGUCUCGCAACUAUCUGCCUCGUCCUGGCUACGAGGAUGCCCAAAUUGUCGAUGUUGCUGAGGAGUUCGUUCAUUUGUUGGUUAUUCUGCUCACGGAUCGAACCUCUUUGACUGCGAUCGAUGACAGCACGCACUUGACGCAUGACAACAUCAGCCGUGACAUUGCUCAUGUCUUGUGCUUCAAGCCACUUUCUUUCUCUGAUCUUUCAACUCGUCUGAGUGACAAGUUGCUGGAUUCGGACAUGUUCCAGGAUGUGUUGGAGGAGAUCGCCAAUUUCCGUCCGCCAGAGGGCCUGAGCGACUCGGGCACCUUUGAGUUGAAACCUGAAUACCUCGAUCUCAUUGAUCCGUACAGUGCGCACUAUACAAAGAACCAGCGGGACGAGGCAGAGAACAUAUAUAAAGAAUGGGUGGCCAAAAAGACUGGCAAGAAGGCUUCCGACAUUGUUUUUGAGCCGAAGCUGCGACCCAUCAGCUCCGGCUUCUUUUCUAAUCUGCCUAGCUUCACGGGGACUAUGCUCUUUGCCCAAAUAGUUCACCAAUGCCUGGAGUAUGCUCUCUCAUGCCAGGAAUGUACUCCAAGUAUUCCUCCGACACGUGUUGAGACUUUCCUUCAGGUCAUCCUGCAUCUAAUCCUUGCCUCAGUUUUGGAAGACAACUCCCAGGAAGGAGAAAUGACUGAAGACUCGAGUCAGUCAUUCAACUGGCAUGCCUUGUCAAAGACCCGAGAAAUCAAAGCGGGCAACUUGACUAUAGUUGGUCUGUUGGAAAAGAUCUCUGUUAUGAACGAGUUUGCUGCCUGCGGCCCUAAGAUUCGCCAUAUUCUCAAACGUCUCUGGCAGAAGCGCCCUCAAACCUAUACCUCAGCAACUGCCUCUCUCAAAUUUCCCUUCGACCGGAUCGACACCAAUUCCCCUGCCAUUGACGUGGAAAAUGAAAAGGAGAGCAAGAAGAAGCAAGCUCUGGAAAGACAGGCGAAGGUGAUGGCACAGUUCCAGCAGCAACAGCAAAACUUCCUGAACAGCCAAGGCGAUAUCGACUGGGGCGAGGAAGACUUCAGCGACCUCGAAUCUGAAGGGGAAGCCACCCCUGAGACGAAAAUCUGGAAGUAUCCCAGUGGAACCUGCAUUCUUUGUCAGGAGGAGACGAAUGAUUCGAGGCUCUUUGGCACUUUUGCGUUGGUUCAGGAGAGUACGAUCUUGCGACAGACGGACAUCAGGGACCCCGAUCGAAUCCGUGAGGCUCUGAAGACACCCUCAAGCCUGGACAGAUCUGCUGAGGAGGUGCGGCCAUUUGGUGUGGCCGGGGAGAACCAUACCACAAUCCGGCGACUGGACUCUUCCGGGGGUGAAGUCAUCAGCGAAAAAAUUGGGUUGAGCAAAGGCUUCAAUCCAAAGAGUACCCUGCGUGGACCGGUGACCACCGGCUGCGGACACAUUAUGCACUACUCCUGUUUUGAGGUCUAUUAUACUGCCACUCAAAGGCGGCACAGUCAACAAAUCGCUCGCAACCAUCCCGAGAACACGAUGCUCAAGGAAUUUGUGUGUCCAUUGUGCAAGGCUCUGGGGAAUGCAUUCCUUCCCAUCACCUGGAAGGGCAAAGAAGAGUCCUAUCCCGGACCACUGAACACCACCGUUUCAUUUGACCAGUGGAUCACUACCGGUCUCAGGAACGCUUUGAAUCAGCCGCAAAAUUUCCCUGUGCUCAUGGAGAAAGAAAAGGCUCAUCAGCAGCCAUAUUCCGAUCUCUUCAUCGACUAUCUCUCCAAGACUUUGGUCCCUCCCCUUUCCACUAAGAUUGAUCAACUCAUGGCUUCCUCGCUUCCCUCAACUACCACCGCGCAUUAUCUUUCGUCAUCGCGGAUGGCGAUGCCGGGUCUUUUCCCUACCGCCGACGACAUCUCGCCAUCUAGCCCUCUUCAACAGGUGUCUAGCCCUACGGACAGCCCUAUGUCGGAGCUUGUCCAGAUCUACAACCGGCUGAAGAAGACACUCAAAAUGAACCACAUCGGUUCGAUUUUCAACGCCGGCCCUGAGGUCAUUCACAAUGAUGACCUCAUACAUACAGACUCUUUGAUCCGGAGUUUUGGGUUUAGCAUCGCUGCUGUUGAAAUCGCGCAGCGUGGUGUUGAAUCGGAGCCCGGAUCUACUUUGCUGGACAAGAUACCUCCGCUGACGCUAACACAUCUACGUGUCUUGGCGGAGACGGCACUGACAUAUGCCGCGGUCGGCUGCCUUCAUUCUUCUGGCGCACCCAAGAACCGCGCGACGCACGAAUUCCAGGAGAUGCACCGCCAGAGGAUCUGUCAGCUGCUUGUCGGUCAUCCUUGCUUGAGUGGCACGCCACUGCUGAACGAUGUCCGGAACAUCGAGCCCCUGCUUGCCGUAGACACCUUUGUCUUCCUGGCGGAGUGUUCGCUUUCCUUGUUGCCGGUGCUUCGGAUCGAUGUGCGCCAUCUCGUCCAGAUGUGCUACGUGGCUGAAAUUGUCAAGGUCGCGGUCACCUUCAUUCUCUGGCCGCUGGGGCUUAAGGAAGAACUUGCUGGUCAGGGUGAGAGAUAUCUGUCUGGGUCUGAACUUUCAGAGGAACGCUAUACGGCGACAAGACAUUUCUUCGACUCGGUCGUCGCCGAGCUCAAGGCAAACUCAGUGGGACGUGCCGAGGGCUCCUCAUUCCCUGCUGAGAGUGGCUUCGUGAAAGAUGGAGAGGAAUCCGCCACCCCCGGUAUAAUCAUUGCGCUACGACGACUCGUUUCGAGCUACGCUUUGACCUUCCUGCGAAAGACCACUAUUCUUCUUCGCGUCCAGCACGGCGUUGAAUUUCCCAACACAGGGUUCACCGAUGUGGGUACGUCGGAGCUCGACCGACUCACAGCAGCGCUGCACCUGCCUUCGCUCGAUGAGAUCUUCACGUCGAUCAACCCCGCGCGGAAGAGCAACAGCCCCUUCGACGCCGUCAUCUCGGGAUGGAUCUUCCACUGGAACGCGUCGCGCUCUGGGGUUCGUGUCGAAGACCAUCGACUGUGGCCAAGCCUGUCCCACCCCGCAAUUUAUGAGCUGGUCGGCUUGCCCAAGUACUUUGACAGUCUGAUCGAAGAGGCAAACCGACGCCGCUGUCCCAACUCCAAGAAGGAGCUCAGCGAUCCCAGUAUCUGUCUUUUCUGUGGAGAUAUCUUUUGCUCGCAGGCAGUAUGUUGCAUGCACAACAAGCUGGGCGGCUGUAACCAGCAUGUUCAAAAGUGCGGCAAGGACAUUGGUCUCUUCAUCAACAUCCGCAAGUGCACCGUUCUCUACCUGCACAACCGCAACGGCUCCUGGCACUAUGCCCCAUACCUGGACCGCCACGGCGAGGUCGACCCAGGCCUGCGACGCAACCGCCAGCUCAUCCUCAACCAGAAGCGAUAUGAUCGGUUGCUACGAGAUGUCUGGCUCUCGCACGCCGUCCCGGCGACGAUCAGCCGCAAGCUCGAAUCUGAGAUCAAUAACGGCGGCUGGGAGACUAUCUGA
This is a messenger RNA of Penicillium alfredii, 6447 nucleotides long. Its product is annotated as putative ubiquitin-protein ligase E3 component (UBR1). Gene Ontology annotation, cellular component: ubiquitin ligase complex; cytoplasm. Bases 1 to 6447 code for a protein of 2148 amino acids. The record is from RefSeq and is a predicted model, not a curated record. Gene Ontology annotation, molecular function: zinc ion binding; ubiquitin protein ligase activity. The transcript is spliced from 2 exons. NCBI's taxonomy places the organism in Eukaryota, Fungi, Ascomycota, Eurotiomycetes, Eurotiales, Aspergillaceae. Gene Ontology annotation, biological process: protein ubiquitination; ubiquitin-dependent protein catabolic process via the N-end rule pathway.